AGCUUUGAGUGGGCCGAGUGUGUGCUUGCUUGCCGACUUGUUUCCCGCACGAACUGCGCGGGCUCGUUGUCACCGCACCAUUUCGCUGUCUAGUAACUCCCAAAGCGCACUUCUUUGUUCAACUGGAAUAUGUAGUGCAGCCUUGGCGGAAACAAUUCGCCUCGAUGCGUCAGUGAAAUGGGCAACACCAACGCGACCCAAUUGUCACAGACUCCUCUUGGAACGGCUGGGGCGACGUCCUUCAGCAGCGGGCAGCCAAUGGGCUUUCACGAGGUGCAUGGCGAGAAUGUGCGUCUGGAGCAAGGCGGCAAGGUGGCGCGUCGAGCGGAGAGCUUCUGCAAGGCCAUUGUCUUCAGCUCCCGGCCUGUGCAGGUCAACGAGAGGGUGGUGUUACGCAUCACAGAGCUCUCCAAUGGCUGGAGUGGUGCACUGAGGCUGGGCUUCACGUCUCACGAUCCAGUCACCCUACAGGGAACCCUACCGAAAUACGCUUGCCCGGAUCUGACCAACAGACCAGGUAACUGGGCCAAGGCACUGGGUGAAAGGUAUGCCACGGAGGGCACAUUGCUACAUUACUAUGUGAACAACAUGGGUGAAGUAUUCUUUGGUAUCAAUGGUGAAGAAAAGGGGCUUUUUCUGAAUGGCGUUGACACCAGAGGGCUUCUAUGGGCGCUCAUCGAUAUCUACGGCAACACUACAGCCAUCAAGAUGGUUGAGGAUGAGCAGUUAUUGAACAACCGAAAUGAGAUCAUUCGAAAUGUCACCCUGACAACUGGUGGUGUGGAGGACCUGAUUCGACAGAUGGAAGAAUUUAAUGGUGCAAGGGAGACAACCGGACCAGCUCCAGUAGUGACUCAGGCAUCAUGCAGUUCGGAGUCGCUUGAUGGCACACCACUGCAGUCUCCGCCUCAUCGCCGUCCCGUCACCAUGCACACUCCUACCGGUGCAAGCACCUGGCAGCGGAUAGUGUUUCACAAUGUGCUGGGCCCAAAUGCUAGGCUAGAUCCGACGGACAGACUGUCGGCAGAACGUUGUGACCUCAGCGAGCAGCAUGCGUUUGCGUUCGCUUCACGCACGCUCUGUCCAAACGAGAGGCUUGUGCUCAAGGUGGUAGGCCUGGACUCAGCGCUGUCUGGUUCUCUGGCUUUUGGCCUGACGACCUGUGAUCCGGCAACCCUUGCGCAAUCUGCCUCUGAACUCCCCAGCGACCUGGAUGCUCUUUUGGACCGGCCAGAGUACUGGGUCUUCCAGAAAGACAUUCCCUGCUUACUCAACGAUGAACUCACUUUUGUCACUGGGGAUGAUGGAAAGGUUCAGUACUCGCAAAACAAUGGCCCAUUCAAAACAAUAAUGUACGUGGAUGGCACACAACAGUUCUAUCCUUUUUUCGACAUCGCAGGCCGGGUGACAAAGCUCAGGCUUGUUGGGAGCAAGAAGGGACUACCUGUGGCCGAGAGUGAGCAAAGCCCGGAGCCCAAGGUCGAGAAGAGCACAAAAGUGACACCACCAGUUGAGGAACCUGACACUGAUUGCCGGAUAUGCUUCGAGAACUCGAUUGAGAGCGUACUCAUAAACUGUGGCCACUCGCUUACAUGCCACGACUGCGGCCUGAAGCUACUGCAAAGCCGCGACCCUCAGUGCCCCGUCUGCCGACAGCGUAUAGUCAAUGUCAUCCGCAUUUACAAAGCCUGAGUGAUGGCUAGCUGAUGAUAGUCACCUGACUGCCUAGGUAUCACUUGACCAACAGUGAAUUGGGGGAAGGGUGUAAAGCGAAUGCGCUGCUUCAGCAGAAGCAUGGCUGAACGUUUAUUCGUGGAAUUUUUCUGGCGCUACAGCCUGUGGAGAAGAUUAACUGAAUGAAAAAGAAAGCCCUGCAAAUUGCUGUGCAUGUUCUUCACAAGCAGAUUGGCGCAGCAUGGGGCUCGUGUCUAGAUUUACUGUAACUAAAUUCUCAAUUUUCCGAAGUGUACUUCUGUCGCACAACUAUAAUAGUAAUUCACUCGUGCGUUCAUUUCUGAGCACUCUGUUCCCGCUGUGUUUCAGCCUUUAUUGUUAACAAUGCAAAUAUUGAGCUGCUGCUGCAUGUUACUGAGAGGAACUGCACUGUAUAAAUGCCGAGGAUAUCUGUUAUGGGACAGAGGUGUGCUCCUGGACAAAGCGAAAUAUUUUUAAUGAGCGUGCUUGUACAAAUGACAAAUUUAAUUUGCCCUUGCUUACUCUGUCAGAAAAUUUCUGAAGAGGCGCCAUUAGUGUCUAAACAAAUGCCUCAAAGAGUGUGCGAACUCCUGCUGCUCUAUUUACAGUUUUGCACUCUGGUUGUUGCAUCUGAAGCCAUGAACAAAGCUGUAACUGCACAGUAUGAUUUGAAGCAAAUCGUGGUAUAGUUUCUAAAUGGUGUGCUCUCGUAACGAUUACUAAAGGCCAUGAGUAUAAAUAGGCACAAGUUCUUAAUGGCGCAUUGAAAUGUCUCCGAAAUGUUCAGUUUCUUGUUGUUUCACUUGCUAACGAACUCGAGUGCUCUUUAUCUUCAACUGGAAUUCUUGCUGGAGUCAGUCGCCUAAAUGGUUGCUUUUACUCCUUGUGGUUUCUAUAUUGAUAGUUGGAGGACACCACAUUAAAUUGUUGCUAUUGUCUUCGGACACAUUUAUUAAAAUGAUGCAUUGUUGUUUAAAGUCAUAAAGCAACUGCAAAUAGCAUCGUUCAUGACUUGCGUGAGUUUCAAAGUGCGUGGCAAAAGGUCCUGCAUUUCAAAGCUCUACCAUUGUGUAUAGUAGGAAUGAUGGAUGCCAAGUUUAGUUGUUUAUGAGUAUGCAAUCAUCACUGCUAUAUUAUACCAAGAAAAAUGUAUGCAAUUUUUUU
Dermacentor silvarum is the source of this 2859-nucleotide messenger RNA. RefSeq names its product protein neuralized (gene neur). Lineage: Eukaryota; Metazoa; Arthropoda; Arachnida; Ixodida; Ixodidae. Bases 178 to 1692 code for a protein of 504 amino acids. The record is from RefSeq and is a predicted model, not a curated record. The transcript has 11 exons. Gene Ontology annotation, molecular function: ubiquitin protein ligase activity.